AUGGCCCGUACCAAACAAACUGCUCGUAAAUCUACUGGAGGCAAAGCACCUCGUAAGCAGCUGGCUACAAAAGCAGCACGUAAAUCCGCUCCAUCAACUGGAGGUGUUAAGAAGCCUCAUCGCUACCGCCCAGGUACUGUUGCGCUUCGUGAAAUUCGUCGCUACCAAAAAUCUACCGAGCUGCUGAUCCGAAAACUUCCAUUUCAACGUUUAGUGCGUGAAAUCGCUCAAGACUUUAAAACCGAUCUGCGUUUCCAAUCGGCUGCUAUCGGCGCACUGCAGGAGGCCAGUGAAGCUUAUCUGGUUGGUCUUUUUGAAGAUACCAAUCUGUGCGCAAUUCAUGCCAAGCGCGUUACAAUCAUGCCAAAAGACAUUCAGCUGGCUCGUCGUAUUCGUGGUGAACGCGCCUAA
Messenger RNA from Acanthocheilonema viteae, 411 nucleotides. The record is from the annotation of a GenBank genome assembly. Lineage: Eukaryota; Metazoa; Nematoda; Chromadorea; Rhabditida; Onchocercidae.